This is a messenger RNA of Cylicocyclus nassatus, 441 nucleotides long. The record is from the annotation of a GenBank genome assembly. Lineage: Eukaryota; Metazoa; Nematoda; Chromadorea; Rhabditida; Strongylidae.
AUGGUAUCCCAACGCCGAUCAACUCAGUCCAGAAAAGGCAAAGAAGCUAAUCCAUUGACUCCGGUGACAAAUAUUCCUUCCUCUGAUAUUCUCAGUAGUUCGCAGAAGGAUGAUGAAGAAUAUCCAUCCGCCUUGCCGAAUUAUAAAACCAGGAUUCGUAAAUUGGGUCUUAGAACGCUUUUCUACAGGAGGUUUUUGGCUGACAUUCUUAUGGCUUUUAAAGUACUGCGAGCCGAGGUUUGGGAGAUGGUGGACAAAUCUUGGAAAGAACGACAGGGAGCGAUCAAAAGCCUUCUACAUGCUCUCACAGGCCAGGAUGGAUUGGGCGGUCUUCGCUCGCAUAGCCUUCGGAAGAGCCUCGGAAGCUAUUCGAGUAUUGAUAAGGCAGAUGGACAUUCCAUCUUGCGUUUUGCAGGAGAGAUGUACAAGCUUAUGUACUGA